Candida albicans SC5314 is the source of this 1794-nucleotide messenger RNA. RefSeq lists its product as uncharacterized. Gene Ontology annotation, molecular function: metallocarboxypeptidase activity. Gene Ontology annotation, cellular component: fungal-type vacuole lumen. Lineage: Eukaryota; Fungi; Ascomycota; Pichiomycetes; Serinales; Debaryomycetaceae. The coding region runs from base 1 to 1794 and encodes 597 amino acids. The record is from RefSeq and is a predicted model, not a curated record. The transcript has a single exon.
AUGGCUGAGAAACUAGAAUUGCCGUUACAUUCCAAAGGAGCAAGUUCAUCGCGGAAGAAAGUGUACUCAUUGUUUAUUGGAAUUAAUUUUAUUUUAAUAUUAUGUACACUUUUCUCUUAUGGUUCAGAUAAAAGCAAACCUAUUAAAACCCCAAUUGAUGUCUUUAGAACGUUUAUGCAAGAGCCCCAUGAACCCAAUUCCCUUUGUCCAAUUGUCCCCAAAAUAGACCCAUCUGAUGUUCUUCACAAUCCAGAUACAAUUAAUUACAUUCUUUCAGAUAAGAGUUUCCACACUUCUGUAAGAAAGAAGUUGUUGAAUGCAGUAAAAAUCCCAACAGAAAUAUUUGAUGGAAUGGAAAAUCCUCAAUCCGUGAAAUCUUUGAAGGAAUUAUACGAAUUGGAUCCUAGAUGGAAACCUUUCGAAAAGUUUCAUGAUUAUUUAGAGAAAACCUAUCCGUUGGUCCAUAAGCAUUUGCAGUUGAAGAAAAUUAACAAAUUUGGAUUAGUAUACACAUGGAAAGGUAAGGAUACAUCAAAAAAGCCAAUAAUGUUGACUGCCCAUCAGGAUGUGGUACCUGUUCCACAUGAGACUAUUGACCAAUGGACAUUCCCGCCUUUUGAAGGAGGAUUUGACGGCAAGUAUCUUUAUGGUAGAGGCGUGAGUGAUUGCAAGAAUUUAUUGAUUGCUUUGAUGGGUACUAUUGAACUUUUAUUAGAAGAGGACAAGUUCAAGCCUCAAAGAACCAUUAUUUUAGCUUUCGGAUACGAUGAAGAAGCUGCUGGUAAAGGUGCAGAGGAAAUAUCCGACUACUUGGUAAACAAAUAUGGUCCCGAUUCAAUUUUACAAAUUAUCGACGAAGGUGACGAAGGAUAUCAAGAGAUUGAAGGUGUAAAGCUUGUAUUGCCUGCCACUGGUGAAAAGGGCCAUUUAAAUUCAGUUAUUGAUCUAUUUACACCUGGUGGCCACCUGUCAGUGCCACCAAGACACACUUCGAUUGGAAUAAUGUCACAAUUGAUCACCAAGAUCGAGGAUAAAGAAUUUAGUCCAAUAUUGACAAACAAUAAUCCAGUUUUAGGCCAAUUGUAUUGUCUCGCAGAACAUUCGAAAAUUUUGAAUAAAUCAAUUAAACGAGACAUUUUGAAAGCUCAAAUUGAUCAAAACGCUAAUCAGCGAGUUGUCGAGUAUUUGAGCAAAGACGCAGAAACCAAGUACUUAAUCACUACUUCUCAAGCUGUUGAUAUAAUUGAAGGUGGCGUCAAGUCCAAUGCAUUGCCAGAACACGUUUCUGUUGUUGUAAAUUCAAGAAUUGCCGUGGAAGAAAAUGUGAACACUGUUGUGUCAAAAUUGAAAGCAGAUAUUUUGACAAUUGCAGAUAAGUUUAAUUUGGGCUUGAUAAUUGAUAAUCAAGAAAUUAUUGAACCAACAGAACAUGGGUAUUUCAACUAUUCCUUGAUAGAAAGUUUGGAACCUGCUCCUGUCUCUCCUAUAAAUGGGGAAAGUUGGAAUAUAUUUGGUGGGUCAUUGAGAUACUUGUACGAAGAUUUAAUUUUCCCAGACUCAAAUGAUACUUUUAUUGUUGCUCCAUUUCUUUCUACCGGUAACACAGAUACAAAGUCAUAUUGGGACUUGACAAGAAACAUAUAUCGUUACCAACCAAGCAUUGCUACAAAAAAUAGCAAUAUACAUUCAAUUGAUGAAAAGUUGGACUUUGAAGGACAUUUCCAUAUUAUCGCUUUCUAUUAUUACUACUUGCAAUUGGUAGACGGUAAAGAUGAUAAAUUAUUUGAACCUUAG